Molecule: messenger RNA, 1710 nt
Organism: Lottia gigantea (owl limpet)
Lineage: Eukaryota; Metazoa; Mollusca; Gastropoda; Lottiidae
Exons: 12
Coding region: 1-1710 (569 amino acids)
Molecular function (GO): protein binding
Source: RefSeq, a predicted model, not a curated record
AUGGGAAAGAAGAAUAAAAAGGAGAAGAAAGGGAAGGGACAAGAGAAAACUGCCCUAAAAACUGAAAAGAAGGCCGAGAAACGAGCUAAAAGGGAGUUAGCAGACAUCGGAGAGGAUGAAAUCAAGAAACAGAUAGCUGAGUAUCAAGAUAAGGCAAAAGACAGAACAGAAGUUAUUGAAGAAAAAUGUCCCCCACCCUCCCCAAGAUCAAAUAUAAGUUUAACUCCUCAUCCUGAUAAAGAAGAAUUGUUUUUAUUUGGUGGAGAAUAUUACACUGGUAAAACUAUGACCCUAUAUGAUGAGUUAUAUAUUUAUAAUAUUAAGAAAAAUGAAUGGAGUAGAAUAACAGCCCCGAACGCCCCGCCCCCUCGUAGUUCACAUCAGGCAGUAACAUUAAGCCAGGGAGGUGGACAGUUGUGGAUAUUUGGAGGAGAGUUUUCAAGUCACAGUCAGUCUCAGUUUUAUCAUUAUCGAGAUCUGUGGGUUUAUCAUAUUAAACAUAAACAAUGGCAGCUCAUCAGUGCACCAGGAGGUCCAUCAUCUAGAAGUGGACAUAGAAUGGUGGCUUGGAAGAAACAGCUGGUAGUAUUUGGUGGCUUCCAUGACAAUUUAAGGGAGUAUAAAUAUUUCAAUGAUCUGUACAUGUUUGACACUGAGAACUAUACCUGGUCACGUAUUACUACAUCUGGGAUAACUCCAUCACCACGAUCAGGAUGUGUCCUGACGGUAAAUCAGGAUACAGGGAGGAUUGUCGUCUAUGGUGGAUUCUGUAAGGAGAAAGUGAAGAAGGAUGAGGAGAAGGGGACAGCAUUCACUGAUUUGUAUUCUUUAACUAUGGAAGGUAAAGGUGAAUCAGUGAAGUGGAAAUGGUCUCAGAUGAAACAGUCUGGUACACGACCUUCCACACGGUGUGGUGUGUCUGCUACUGUUGCCCCUGGUAACAGAGCUAUACUGUUUGGUGGUGUAUAUGAUCAGACGGGUAAGAAAAAUGUCACGGAAAAAAAGAAGCGAAGGAAAAAUAAAGGAGGAGAUUCAGAACUUGAAGAGGAAAUCAUCGAAGAUACAGAGGAAUGUCUGGAUGAUCUAAAACUUGAGAAACAAAGGGACAUAACUCAAGGAACUUCUACUGCUGAGGUUCCUAUGGAAACUGACUCUAGUGUCUUUACUGUGAAAAUCGGACCUCAAUCUUCGAAAACUUUGGAUAAUUCUGACCAAUCAGGGGGCUCCUUUUUGCCUUCACCCAGAAUGAACUGUGCGUUAUGUGUCAAAGGAAGUAUAUUGUAUUUAUAUGGCGGACUUGUCGAGGAUGGUGGGAAACAGAUAACUCUUGCUGAUUUUUAUUCUCUGGAUCUCCAGAAGUUGGAUGAAUGGAAUAUUAUAAUAGCAGAAGAUAAGAAAUUACAGGUGUGGGAGGAGUCAGAUGAUGAGGGUGAAGAUGAUGACAGUGAGAGUGGCAGUGGAGAAGGGGCAGAAGGCGGAGAUGAAGAGUCCACUGAUGAUGAUUCAGAUGAUGAAGAUAUUACUUUUGAAGAUGCUCCAAAACAGAAUCCUGAUGAGAGUGCAGAAGUUUAUUUUGCAAGAUCGAAAGAGUACUGGAUAACUAGAGCUGAGGAGAUAUUUGAAGAAGAUAGGUCUAGGUUGUCCAGUCAGAAAAUGGAGAAGCUUGCCUUUGAAUUAUGUAAGAAAGCUCUAUUAGAGAUGAAUAAAUAG